This is a messenger RNA of Penicillium canescens, 632 nucleotides long. Its product is annotated as 60S ribosomal protein eL22. The transcript is spliced from 4 exons. Gene Ontology annotation, cellular component: ribosome. Gene Ontology annotation, biological process: cytoplasmic translation. The coding region runs from base 89 to 463 and encodes 124 amino acids. Gene Ontology annotation, molecular function: structural constituent of ribosome; RNA binding. The record is from RefSeq and is a predicted model, not a curated record. Lineage: Eukaryota; Fungi; Ascomycota; Eurotiomycetes; Eurotiales; Aspergillaceae.
CUCGUCUUGACCAUCUCUCGCCGGCGCAGGAUAUACACCUCUUUGCGACCUUUCCAAUCGAAGUUCAUCUCCCCCCAAUCCAUCAAAAAUGGCUCCCGUUGCUGCUCGUGGUCGCAGGGCCCCCAAGGUUACCCAGAAGUACAUCAUCAACGCUUCGCAGCCCGCUAGCGACAAGAUCUUCGAUGUCUCCGCCUUCGAGAAGUUCCUCCACGACCGCGUGAAGGUCGAGGGCCGUGUCGGCAACCUCGGUGACAAGGUCGUCAUCUCCCAGGUUGGCGAUGGCAAGAUCGAGGUCGUUGCCCACAUCCCCUUCUCUGGUCGCUACCUCAAGUACCUGACCAAGAAGUACCUCAAGAAGCAGCAGCUCCGUGACUGGCUCCGCGUCGUCUCCACCUCCAAGGGUGUCUACGAGCUCCGCUUCUACAACGUCGUCAACGACGAGGCUGAGGAGGAUGAGGAGUAAAUGUGUCGUUCUCGACAUGUUCUUCCACCUGUCCUUGGGAUCGAUCGGUUCUAGUCUGUGUGUGUCGCGUUCGAUAUGUCUGAAACCUCAGUUUGGAUUGAGAGCGAGAGCCAUGGGGGGAUAGAUUGGUCUAUGAGGCCACGAAUAAAACUAAAAAAGUUUAUACCCU